Messenger RNA from Merops nubicus (carmine bee-eater), 714 nucleotides. RefSeq names its product immunoglobulin superfamily member 1-like. The record is from RefSeq and is a predicted model, not a curated record. Lineage: Eukaryota; Metazoa; Chordata; Aves; Coraciiformes; Meropidae.
GACGUGAUGCUGCCUGUGACCCACCUGCUGGCCUUUGGUGCUUGGCUGGUGGCACAGAGUAAAGCUACACUAAGUGCCCCCACCAUCUCCAUCUUCCUGAAGCCACCAGGAGUGAUCCCACCAGGAGGCUCCACCACCAUCCGCUGCAGUUGCCAGUGUUACAACGGGCACUUUGUGCUCUACAAGAACGGCGACCAGCUCCGUGCCCUGGAGCUGCGUGGCAGCAGGGCCGAGUUCUCCAUCUCCAGUGCCACCCAGAAGGACGAAGGUCAAGGUGUCUACAGCUGCCACUACAUGGGUGGAGGCGCCGUGCUGGCCCGCAGUGAGACCCUGGAAGUCAUGGUGCGGGAGUUCCAUCUCCCCAAACCUGUCCUCUCUGUCCUGCCUGGGCAUGAGGUGACUGCAGGAGCUUCUGUGACUUUCCAUUGCACCAUCACACACCCCAAGGCCGGCUGUUUCCUGCAGCUGGAGGGCCGGAUGGAAGUCCUCAGCAUACUCUCAAAGGAAUGGGAUUAUUUCAACCUCUCCCACGUGCAGACGGGCGACAGUGGCCGCUACAGCUGCCAGUGCUUCAUGAAGAAUUCUUCUCUGGAAUGGUCUGCUGCCAGCGAGCCCGUGGAUUUGGUGGUGAGAGAUUACACCUGGAGCAACGUGGUGCACCUGGCCCUGGGGGCCGUGGUCCUGCUGCUGCUGGGGCUGUGGCAGCUGCCCUAA